Messenger RNA from Pogona vitticeps (central bearded dragon), 1442 nucleotides. RefSeq lists its product as uncharacterized. Lineage: Eukaryota; Metazoa; Chordata; Lepidosauria; Squamata; Agamidae. The record is from RefSeq and is a predicted model, not a curated record.
UAAGAGAAAGAUGAAUGGGGGUGGGCUUUGCUCUUUGGCGUUUUUUGAUGGGAAAGCAGCACCAGCUGAAAUGCCUUCUCUACAACUUUAAUUAAAAGUCCUUGCCCUUCUUGUUAUCUGGCCACCUCUAGCACUACAGCUUUCAUGCAGGAAGAAAUCCAGGUGCAAGUAUUUGUUCUUUUUAAAAAAAAGUUAGAGGCGCUGCAGUUAGCCCUAAAGAGACAAAGGCAUCCAUGGAGCCCAAGAAGAAGAAGAAGAGGAGGAGGAGGAGGAGGUUCCAAAGUGGGAAGCCUAUGGAAGUCAGUUCAAAUGAGUUUCUGGGGAAUGCAAGGAAAAAACCAGCAGAUAUAGAGCAACUAGCUCAGAAAUACAUGCAAAAGUGCACAGUUGAAUCUAGCACCGAAUCCGAAUCAGAUGCUAAUCUAGAGGUUCUGUCCAGCAGCGUGCUUUCCGAAGGAUUCCAGGAGAAAGCGAGCUAUGCAGAACUUCAAGUCUUGGACCCCUAUGAUGCCGAUUAUGAAGAACUUUCAGGUGAAUCCGAUUGUAGUUUGGGUUCCCUUGACUCAAGUCACAGUACAGCAAUCCUUCCAAAGCAUCCUAUAAUUGAACCUUUGACUACAGGAGACAGUUUGAAUCCAGAAGAUCUGGACUCCAGUUCCACAUCACUGUUCAGAGCAGUGUCUGUCACUAUAGCUCAAGAGGAAGAGGAACCUGGACUCCACAAAACAGCUAAAAUCUUACCACUGACUGCAGAAUCUUCAUGGUAUCUAAGGCCAUAUGCACCCUCAAGGCACAGUGGAAUCUCUGAAAAUGCAGUAUCAGAUCCUGCCCUGCAGCCCAUGUUGAUGGAGUGUGACAAUGAGCUGUGCGAAAAGCCCAGUAUCACCAGAAAGCAAGGGCGGUCUAUUCUUGACUGUACUGGAGAAAAAAUAAGGAAGAGAUUAAGGGUGGCUUGAUUUAUCAAGGAGCUAAGCAUAGUGUAAUGUUGCUUUGUUAAUGGCCCACCUGUCAUUAUAAUAAAUGAGAUGGUGGAGACUGCUAAGCCUUCAAAUCUGUUUGAAUCUUUUAAGUUCUUAGAAUUCUGAAAGACUAUUUUCCAGUCCAAGAAGCGGAGGAGCACAGAAAAGAAAUGAAAAAGUAUUUUUGAAGAAACAUGAAGAGAACAGCUGCCCAGUUGUUCUGAUGUAGUUUGUAACCUCUCGGCUUUUAUUGCUGAUGCAGCUGUCUCAUUUUCAGUUUAGUUGAGCUAUUGACACCCAUGCACUUUGCUUGCCUUAAUAUUUAACUGAUGCAGUGAUGGUAGCUAAUGAACUCCAUCUAGCAAGAACAGCCUUGGCACUGUAUGACUGGAGUGCCUCCUAAGAUCAGUUCACUGCAUAAUCUGUUUCACCAUGUCUUGAUGGAAAAAAGUUAAUGUCUGAAAUAAGCUGAACUUAAAAGCA